AUGGCCCUUCUGACACACCUGCUGGUCUGCGCCUUUGGGAUGGGCUCCUGGGUGGCCAUCAACGGGCUCUGGGUAGAGCUGCCCCUACUGGUGCUGGAGCUGCCUGAGGGCUGGUACCUGCCCUCCUACCUCACAGUGAUCAUCCAGCUGGCUAACGUGGGCCCCCUCAUCUUCACCCUGCUCCACCACUUCCGGCCCGGCUGCCUUUCCGAGGUGCCCAUCAUCUUCGCCGUGCUGGGCGUGGGCACCGUGGCCUGCACCCUCUUGGCCUUCUUCUGGAAUGUCACCUGGGUGCAGGGCAGCCCCCACAGCAUCACCUUCAUGGUCCUCACCUUCUUCCUGGCCCUGGUGGACUGCACCUCCUCCGUCACCUUCCUGCCCUUCAUGAGCCAGCUGUCCGCCCACUACCUCACCACCUACUUUGUGGGGGAAGGACUCAGCGGCCUCCUACCUGCGCUGGUGGCUCUCGCCCAGGGCUCGGGUCUCACCACCUGCGUCAAUGUCACUGAGACGCCUAACAGCACCUCAAGUGUUACCACCACCAGGAAGGCCGACAUCCCACAGCAUUCCGGCGCGGUGACACCACUGUCCACAUCUGGAGGCAUCCGUGCCCACUGCUAG
Molecule: messenger RNA, 621 nt
Organism: Miniopterus natalensis
Lineage: Eukaryota; Metazoa; Chordata; Mammalia; Chiroptera; Miniopteridae
Source: RefSeq, a predicted model, not a curated record